ACGUUACGUCACUCGCUCAGUGUGAGCGGGACAGAGGGCGUCCCGUACCUUGCAUCCUCUCCGCUAAGAGAAACCCUCGUUUGGGUGACCGGAUUAGCGACUUCAAUUUGUACUCCAAUCGAGCUGCGUGUGUGUGUAAAACCUCAGGGAAAAUGAUUAAAAACGGCCAUCACGACACAAAGGAGCAACUUGGGGAAGGCGGCCGUAGUAAUGAAGCAGCUGUUUCAGGGUGCAGCCCGGAGAAAAGGAAGCGCGUUGUUCGCCUUUGGUGUGACGGCUGUUAUGACAUGGUCCACUAUGGUCACUCAAAUCAACUGCGGCAAGCUAAAGGCAUGGGGGAUUACCUCAUCGUUGGAGUGCACACUGAUGCGGAAAUCUCCAAGCACAAGGGCCCGCCAGUCUUCACUCAGGAGGAGCGCUAUAAGAUGGUGCGGGCCAUCAAGUGGGUGGAUGAGAUUGUGAAAGGAGCACCCUAUGUAACGACCCUGGAGACUCUGGACAAGUUUAACUGUGACUUCUGCGUACACGGAGAUGACAUCACGCUGACUGUGGAUGGCCAAGACACGUAUGACGAGGUGAAGAGAGCAGGCCGUUAUCGGGAAUGUAAACGCACGCAGGGAGUCUCCACCACAGACCUCGUGGGACGUAUGCUUCUCAUGACCAAAUCACAUCACAGCAACUUGGAUAAUCCAGAUUAUCAGCAGCAUACGGACAAUUUUGGAAAGGGUCCUAAAGGCCACAGUCCAUGGACUGGAGUGUCUCAGUUUUUACAGACGUCCCAGAAGAUCAUCCAGUUUGCCUCGGGGAAGGAGCCGCAGCCCGGAGACACCAUCAUCUAUGUAGCCGGGGCAUUUGACCUCUUCCACAUCGGCCAUGUUGACUUCCUAGCAAUGGUCUACAAGAUGGCAGAGAGACCUUACGUCAUUGUAGGUCUGCAUUUUGACCAGGAAGUGAAUCGGUACAAGGGAAAGAACUAUCCAAUCAUGAACGUCCACGAGAGGACCCUGAGCGUCCUGGCCUGUCGGUAUGUGUCAGAAGUGGUGAUUGGUGCACCCUACGCAGUGACCAAAGACCUACUGGAUCAUUUUAAGGUGGACUUGGUUUGUCAUGGCAUGACAAAAGUAUUCCCUGACAAGGAUGGGUCAGACCCCUACGCUGAGGCCAAGAAGAGAGGGAUAUUUAGGACCAUUGACAGUGCAAACAAUCUCACCACCGAUGACAUCGUUCAGAGGAUCAUUGAAAACAGGCUGCAGUUUGAAGCCAGGAACCAGAAGAAGGAGGCCAAGGAGAUGGCGGUGAUCGAGGCGAUGAAGAAGAAAGAGGAGCAGAGCGAAUCUGCUCACUAGAGGAAUGGGACUGUGGGACUCUACCGCUUCUAUGUGGGAUGUACUGACUCUGGUACGUGGGUGAUCUUAACCAGGGUGGAUGAUCCACUCGGUCUCAACAGUCAGCUGCUGCAGUUCAUGCAGCUGGUCACAGACAUUCAUUUGGGUGCAGAAUCCUGGUUUGUGUCUAUGCUGCUGGGUGGCUUCGCUCUAUGCUCUACUCCGAUAGGAUAGAUCCAGACUUGUUUGUAGCUGUAUAAACCUUUAUAGCGAUAUAUUUUUAACAAUCGGUUGUUGUAAUCACACAACACAUACCCCGAUGUGGGUAUACAAGUAGUAUGAUAAAACCCUAACUUAUAGGAAAAAUAUUAAUUGUCAGUUAUAUUUGAAUUUUAAUUCAGUUUUUACAAACCUAUUUUAAACAAGUCACCGGUAUGGUUGAUUUUAACACAAUAAGAAUAAUAAGAGGUUUUUUAAAUAAUUAAGUUAUUGUCAGUCUUAUGCAUCUUAAAAAAAGAUGCAAUUUCUUCUGAAUAGUCUUGUAGAUAUUAUCUUUUAAACUGGACCUUCAACUACUAUUCAAUUACCUGAAGUUGUGUGUGUGUGUGUGUGCGUAUGCUCAAAUGCAGAAUUUAAGGAAUGUUUGUUUGGCUUGUUAAAGACACCAGUGCCUCAUUCCUGAAGCGACAACAAAUGUCAGGGUAUUAUGUAAAAUAAUUCAAAUGUUGACUUCAUGUGUAUACAGUUUUUCUCAGUCCCCUGAGAAACCUGCUUCUGAAAAGGUCUUUUGUUGUUCUUGGAGACAAAUAACAUAAAUAUUUUGGUUUAGUUACGCUGUAAUUGUUUUUGACUUUUCAAGGUUUUGCAUGUACCUAUGAAAGAACAAUGUAAAUUAACAUUCUUCGUUUGUCAUACAAUGCAUUUCUGAAGUCUGUCUAUGGGAUGAUUUAAAAGUUGUCAAUAAUAAUCAUAAAUAUAAUAUUGUAUAAUGUAAUAAAUCUGCUAUGUGGCAAAGAGUUAUAUAA
Molecule: messenger RNA, 2350 nt
Organism: Phycodurus eques (leafy seadragon)
Lineage: Eukaryota; Metazoa; Chordata; Actinopteri; Syngnathiformes; Syngnathidae
Gene: pcyt2
Product: phosphate cytidylyltransferase 2, ethanolamine
Exons: 12
Coding region: 153-1346 (397 amino acids)
Biological process (GO): phosphatidylethanolamine biosynthetic process
Cellular component (GO): cytoplasm
Molecular function (GO): ethanolamine-phosphate cytidylyltransferase activity
Source: RefSeq, a predicted model, not a curated record